This is a messenger RNA of Caenorhabditis remanei, 807 nucleotides long. RefSeq lists its product as uncharacterized. The record is from RefSeq and is a predicted model, not a curated record. The transcript is spliced from 6 exons. NCBI's taxonomy places the organism in Eukaryota, Metazoa, Nematoda, Chromadorea, Rhabditida, Rhabditidae. The coding region runs from base 1 to 807 and encodes 268 amino acids. Gene Ontology annotation, molecular function: channel activity. Gene Ontology annotation, cellular component: cytoplasm.
AUGAGAAUUUGGGUGGCUUCUCUGAUAUUCUACGGGUCGGUUUUUGCACUUUGUGAAAUUUUUCGAUUUCUGGUCAUCAAAUCGUUUGAUAAUCCGAAACGAUUAUCUGCACUUUUGAUUUUAGAGUUUAUCGGAACCCUUCAAAUAUGCGUCCCGAUGUUCGAUGUAGGCACAAUUCUAGAAAAUUACGGACUGCUCGGAGUUUUCGUGGAGAUUACUGUAAUCGAGUUGGCAAAUUGUUAUUUUCAACGUGACGCCGUUGCUCAUCCGUGUCCAUUGGUAACCAACUGCUACCGUAGAAGCAAAGCGAUCCGUCGGGGUGUUUAUGUGUUUUUGGUGCAAUUGGCUGCGGCAUAUCUCUCAUAUUUCGUCGCCAGAUUGUUCUGGAACAUUGGUGUUCAUCCCGUCCAUUUGGAGCUUCUUGAUCAGGACUCUUGCACUUCUGAUCUUACUGUAGCCAUCACAACCGGUUGCAUUAUCGAAGGCGCGGCCACAUUUCUGGCAAAAUGGUUCGAAAAAUUUGUAGAUCAAAGAUAUGACGGGGAUACGAAGCUGUGCUCCAUUGCGAAUUGCGUUUUUUCGGGUCUUUUAUGUGCAAUUGGAAUCAACUACACUGGAAUGUACGCGAACCCGAUCGUCGCGUGGGCUUGUACCUUCAAUUGUUUGGGUGUCUCCCAUGCCGGACACCUUUUUGUCUAUUGGCUCAGUCCUUUUAUCGCCUGGUAUUUUGCUGAAAUUGUGUUCGGGUCGGAAGAUGUGAUUGAAGAGGAGGAAGAACCUGUGAAGGAGGCAAAGAAGACUGAUUAA